GAUGUUGAGCAGCGGUCCAGCGCCACCACAGUCAGUCGAGUCACAGUACCUGGCGCAGGAGGACGUUUCACAGCCCUCUCCCGUGAUCCGAGUCUGUGACAAUUCCUGGACUAUCUAUCGCGCGGGAGUCUUUAUAUCUGUGAUCGAGAGUGGAAGGCUAGCGAACAGGUGCAGAUAGUGUGGGGGUGAGGAAGGAGUCCCACGAUGGCUCCUGCUACAAUACUGAUGGCAGGGCGAGGUAAACUUGCUCUACUCCUGAUCGUCUCUGGCUUUGGUCUCGGCUGGACGCGCACUCUCUGCAAACGAGCCAUCCCUGGAUGCACAGGUCCUGACUGUACAGAAGAGAUCGAGUGUUUUCACGGUAUCUGUGACGAGGAGGGCAACUGUGAAUGUCUUCCCUGCUACUCCGGGGCAAGCUGCUCCACCUAUGACGACAAAUAUGGGCCGCGCUUUGCUAUCCGUGAAGACAUAGUCAUCAUAAUGGCCCACCACAGUGGUGUGGUGUACAAGGCAGUGGCAGAGGACGAGGACCUGGGCCUGACGUGCCCUCUGGGGCCGGGCAUCAACACCCGCUGCCCCUGUGCCACCAUCCACUACACUAUCUACGACAGCAACAAGGAGGUGCACAACCUCUUCACCAUCCACGAGACUUCUGGCCUCAUACUUCUUCGUCCCUCGGCAAAAUUGGAGCCCGGAAGACACUAUAAUGUGGAAAUUGUUGCUUCAAACACCAACGACUCCAAGAGGGAGCCGGACCACCCGAUGUUCGACGUUCAGGUCCUUACUGUGGUCGUCCACAAGGACGAUACGCUUCAGGAUCUUCUUCAUCAGGAUGUGCUCCCUGACAAUGUGCCAAUGGUUAACAACGUCGUCAGCGACACUGUAGGCAUCGGGUACGACGGGCAGGAGCAGGACGACAAUGACCCCCAACACCAGAGCGACGACGACACCGCUAACACCAGUAACGACAACGACCAGAGCCGGGAAGAGACUCAGAGCGGCGACGAAAGCCUUCAAAGCAGUGACCCAAGCAGCGUUCAAAGUAACGUUGAAAGCCAUGCCCAAAGCAGCUUGUCCAAGAGCCGGUACGAGGAACACAGCUACUCCAUGGCUGGGGCACCGUACCACAGCAGUCCUCUGAACGACUACACGGACAUAGACGACAGCAGUCUCAUGGAACCCGAGACCCUUGUCAGGAAAAAGAGAUACGCUUCUGGUCCAACGGGGAGCAUCGGUGACGCUAACCUGACCCUGACCUUAACAUCACCAUCCAUCAGCUCUCUCCAGCCCGGAAACACCUUGGCCUACAGACUCGACAUAGCUCUACCGGUUCUCACAACGGCAAUCGACCUGGUGGCGGAAAUUUUCGUGAUGGAUGCUGUGUCUGGGAUCACCCCCUUCGCCCUGUGUGAUGUGACUGUCACCACCAUCGGGUCCAAAAUCACUGACGCGACGGGGGCCGCUAUCACUCCCAGCGCCAUCCCCGUCGUCAACAAACUCAAUGCUAACUUUGGCACUUUUUACGACCGGGCGGUGAUCGACUUCGGCCAAGUGAAGAAUGGUGCCACGUACAGCGCCGGCCAGACGGACUUAUCGGACAGCACCAUCUCCAUCACCUUCACCGCCACCCUCAUCACCAACACGGCCUACACGAACAACACAGUCGUCAUCACCGCCGGUGCUGAGUACGACAACGAGUCCAUGGUGUGGGUCAGCCAGGAGACAUACUCCUACAGUAUGGCUACGGUAACGUACCCGCAAGCUGUGACCUUGACAUCUCCGGCCUCCGUGGCGCAGUACUCUGGCGGAAGCUUCACCAUCACCGCCUUCAUCACCGACCCCUUCGACCAGUUCCUCCUAGAGGUCUAUACCGUCGACCAGAUAUAUGACAGGUUCACCGUGUCUCAGGUCUUCCUGCUGUCCCAGGGGGCAAACUUCGCCUGUAUGCUGCCGAACAACAUAGUGACGACAUACUAUGACUCUGUGUCUGGAAAGACAGUCCACCGGGCGACCUUCUCCACCCUGCUUAUUGCCAAGUUUCUGGACUACAGUGCGCUAACAGCUGCCGUCACAGACACCAAUUACCAGUUGGUAUUUGGAUUCAACAUCUUCGUAACGGACGCUCAGGUGGGCGACGUGCUGAACGUUGGAGUUGGCAUUGUCGUCGGCACGAGCACCGUCUGGUCAAGCACUGCCCAAGUCUCCGUGACAGCUGGAGCUGCCCCUGUGUCCUCUGCAGCCACCUGGGGCACGGUUCAGCCAGUAACAUCAACUGCUGUUGCCCUGCAAGGAACAGCCACCUGGGGCUUCACGGUGACGAUUCCCAGCGGACAGAACUCCCUUGUCGACUGUACUGCUACUCCCGGCGCCGGAGCCAGUGUGUGUGGCUUCAACUACGGCUUCGUGGGAGCAAACAUAGCGUUCAUUCCCAAGCUGUACGAAAACGUUGUAAAUGGCAGUAGUGGAUCAUUGAGCUUCAGCCUUAAUUUCAACUCGACCGGCGUUUUUACAACUACUGGCGCCAAUGACAUAACCUUCGAGGUGUCGGUGCAGUACUCCACCGCCACUCCCCCCACCACCUCUCUCAGCUGUGUGGGUGGCGUGUCCGGCACCCUCACGGCCACCAGUGGGACUGCCGGCACGGGUGACAUGAGCGGUACGGUGAAGUCUCUGGUAACUGAUGUCACGUGGUACGCUGGGUCACAGGCGGGACUUCUCGUCACACUCAACUUUACAGGAGGGGGAGUGCCGUACUCCUCGCUGGUGCUGGAGGCCGCAGGAGACCUGAGUAAGACCACUUGGGGCGCCAGGGCCUGCAACGCCAGGGUGAUCUCUGCAGGCAAAGCUGUUCCCUGCAUCGCCGGCUCCAUGGGCUUCACCAACGACGCGGUCAUCCUGCAGCCAGCAAUGAGCACCUCAGUGUUUAACGACGGCAUUGAGAUGAGUCUUGGACCAGGGUGCGGCACCAACAGGAUCUCGCCAGGAAGCCCAAGUGACUAUAUGGUUAAAAUUAUGUUAACUUACGACUUGCCACCUCUCCAGCCGGCUGCUGUAGCCGGGGCGUUUAACCUAAGUGUCGGCAUCAGCUUGGCCAGUAGUCUCAUCUGGACCGGAUGGGAGUCGUUCACGUACACAGCUGCAGCGCCAACCGGGACUCCUGCUGUGGUGUUCGCCAUCUCUCCGGUGCCCACAGUCACCACACUCACCCCUGGAGUUCCAACGCUCGUUCAAGUUUUGCUCAAGAUUCCACCGGGAUCAGUUGGCACUUAUACAAUCGUCUUCUCUGUGGACAACGUCUUAAUUAUCAGCCUGUGCAAAAUUAUAAUUAUGAACGUUGGUGCUAACUUCCCGUGUGUGGAUAGUAAUCCAUACUUCAAGGAGACUAUCCCCUAUCAACCCACCACAGUGGUUCAUAGCCCCACAGCCUGGGGCCUCUCUGCUACUCUCAACUUUGGGGUUCUACGUAAUCUGGGGAAUGGGUCCUUGUACCCGAGCAACAUAGGGGACGACGACUCGAUAGUGAUGGGCGUGUUGAUGAAGGGCGUGACCGCGGGCACGGGGACCCUCACCGCCACCUUAUCCAACUUCGGGGCCGUCGUCACCCCAUCUACCACCAUCUUCACCGUCUCGUCCACCCCGCCCAAUACGGGUACAGUCAUCAGUGUGACGGUAGCGGGCGUGGACGGCACCGCCACCGCUUACGAGGGAGUCAUGAAAUUGGUGGACUUCUCGCUGGCUGUUCCUGUAGGCUACGGCAAGGACGUCUCCGCUACCAUCACCAACAACGAUGCUGCCACCUUCUCUAUCUGCUUCGCUGCCGUCUACUCGGCCGGAGUGAACCUGCCCUGUCUCAUCCCCUCUGAAACCACCUCGAACAAGACGGUGAGCACGCCGGCACAAGAGGUGAUGGAUGUACAGUUGAAAUCCGUCUGUUAUUACCCAAGCACAAACAACGUCUCCGACAGCGUGGCUGUCCUUCGGGUAGGCGCCAUGUUUCUACCCACCUUGGGUACAACGGCUACACUUUCCUUCGUCCUCACCGAGAAUGGGGUGGCGCAGGCGCCUGUGACUUUCGUCAUCACCAAGACAGCGACGGCCUUCAACACCACCGUCAACACCACCGGUAUGAUGAUUCAGCCGGUCAAUAACGGCACUCAGUAUGUCACUCCUGGGAUGAGGACUUGGAUCGGAAUCGCUUUCACGAUUCCCAGGGGUGUCACUACUAAUGUUGAGGUCGCCGUGAUGACCCCGACGGACUCCGGCCGCGCCUACGCCACCGUCCAUGGCUUCAGGUUCGACACGAGCUUGGCAGGCAAGAACCUGGGGUGUCUGCUCAGCAACUGCAUGUACUACAACCCGCUCAUCAUACAGAACUCCUCGACUGUGAUACCCAUGAUCCACGAGUCCCAGACGGACACCCUCAGCACCAACCUCAUGUACAUCACCAACACAGAGCUCACCUACAUGUAUCACACGUAUCAAGUCCAGGACGACCAGAUGUGGUUUGAGGCAGACAUCUGGGUGGCGGACCACCCCAACGCCACCACCGGUAGCAUCAUCAACAUCAACUUUGCUGUCAAGGCGGGGAACAAAAUCUUUGUGAUCGUCAUUCCACUCACUCUGGAUAAGACCGCAACGCAGAUAUUUAAGAUCGUUACUGAUAUCUUCUUAACCGAUAACACCACUACACUCUUUUCUCAAAAUAACCAGGUGGGACUGACACUACGAGCGUACCACGUCAUUAACGAGUCGACGCAGGAGGUCAACAAUGCCGCUGUGAGGCUACUGAAGCCUGUGUACCUCGGGAUGGUUCCUGGUGUUGAUGACUGUGUUGCAAAUAUUACGGGAAAUCUCACCAAAUUGGAUUAUAUUGAUUAUGAUUUCGACUACCUGUUCUUCACGGACAUCCUGGAGAUGAACUGCACGUUAACAAUGGACCCCAAUAGCACCAUGCCCAAGGGCUUGGGAGUCGUCAACGCCACCACGCUGAUGAGAAUCGUCGGCUGCAGCAACACCAACCCGACCCUCAUGUACUGCGGGAACACUUCCUAUGUAUCCUACCAGCUGAACGGCAUUGAUUGCACAGACCCGCUGGGAGCACCUACCUUCACCGCCUGUCAGGUGACUGCGUCGUCAGCUAUAGACUCCACUACGGGACCUCUUACAGCCUUCACUGGCCCAGGGUGGAGUCCCCCGGUGCGCGCCGGAGCCCAGUGGGAGGAGUACAUCACCCUGGACUUCCUGAGGGUGACCCGGGUCACCAGGAUCACCAUGCAACAGGUCGCAGGGACGCUCUCCGUCAGCACCUUCAAGUUGCAGUACUCCAGCAGCGGCCAACUCUUCGUCGACGCCUGUGAUGUGGUGAUAUCUGUGCCGACCAGCGGGGUCGUCGACCUCCCAAGUGAGUGCCGGUUCGAGUCUCGUUUUGGACGACUUAUCAUCCUCAGUGUCAGCAGCAGUCUGGGUGGUGCUGCUGUUCCCACUGGCACCACGCCCGUGGCUGUAAGAUUCAGUGACUGGUACGGGUGUUACCUGAGCAACACCUCUAGUGUCUGCCCGGGCACUCUCUCCACUAUACUGUCCACCGACGCCACCAGAUGGCGUCACGCCGCCUACGACGCCGCCAACGCCUUCCUCUACUUCUGCGACGUCGACCUCAUCGCCAGCAACGGUCUAAAGUGCUUCUGCACUGCCGACGGUGCAACCUGGAACGCUUUACCCUCGUAUAUCGGGCGACUGGUCGGGUUCGACGCCGCCACUAAGAUGAUGUACGCCGUGGACAAGAAGGGGAUGUCGAUGGUAAGCAGUAGUGACUGUGUCAACUGGUCGAUCGUCGCCACGGCCACGGCCGCCACCGUGAACACCACAGUCACGCCGCCCACGGCAGUGCCAGGCAAGGCUGCUGCCUCGCUUGGCACCGUUACUGUCGGAGGCACCUGGACAGCUGACUUCACCGGUCUUCUCCUGGGAGGGCAAUACAAGGCCAAGUGGGCCAACUGCUGUUCAUAAACGUCCCUCCUCCCCCCCCCCUUGCCCUUCACAACCCCCCCCCCCCUCACGCAUCCAUCACCCCCCUCCUCCCUCACACCCUCCAUCACCCUA
This is a messenger RNA of Procambarus clarkii (red swamp crayfish), 6102 nucleotides long. RefSeq names its product mucin-3A. NCBI's taxonomy places the organism in Eukaryota, Metazoa, Arthropoda, Malacostraca, Decapoda, Cambaridae. Gene Ontology annotation, cellular component: membrane. Gene Ontology annotation, biological process: homophilic cell-cell adhesion. The record is from RefSeq and is a predicted model, not a curated record. Gene Ontology annotation, molecular function: calcium ion binding.